Messenger RNA from Cuscuta epithymum, 2758 nucleotides. The record is from the annotation of a GenBank genome assembly. Lineage: Eukaryota; Viridiplantae; Streptophyta; Magnoliopsida; Solanales; Convolvulaceae.
UCCCGCCAAUAUUUUGUCUUUCCGCCAAAUGUUCUGGACGAUCAUAUCCAAAGGCUCCCUGACCCCAGAUCCAAGUCAGCACAAGGCCAUAGAUGACGCUCGUGCCUUGGCAUCACCAGGCCAAAGUAUCGGGGACGAGUGUCACACGCAGCAGUUGAGCGUCGGCGUUGCCAUGUGGGCCGUUGCCCUUGAUUCAUUCUUCCUCAUGGGGUAUUGGGCCGAUCCAUGUUGGGCCAAUUACCCCAACAGUUAUAUAUGUAGAUUGAUGAAUUUAUGAUUGAAUUGACAAUAUAUUAAUUAUAUUGAAAAUAUUAUGUCAAGAAAAAAUUAAAAAACCUUUGUCAACAACGAGACAUAAAAGAAUAUAGGGGAUGUUUGGAUCUACUUCUUAAAACAAUUUCCACUUACUCAUAGAGUAGAAAUAGAUAUAUUCUAGCGUUUGAGUGAAAGUGCAUAUGUACUUUUGAGUGCUCCAAAUUGUUCUUAGAAGCAAUUUUUUAGAAGACACAAAAAAACUAGAUUCUGAAAAACUAAUGCUUAUUCCGCUUUGGCCAUUUCAAACUCCCUUAAGUCAUUUUUCUAAUAUUUCUAGUCGAUCAAAUAAGCAGAAUUUAAAAUAAUUGUAAUUUGUAAAAAUAAUUGACUAAGCUAAUGAGUCAAAAACAAAGUUGCAAAGCUACAUGUUUUAUGAAUUUGUAUUCGUAAUCAUCGAAGCAAAAGUGCAAAACUAAACAUGUCCUAGAGUUUGAGACCAACGAAUGUUUACAUGAAAAAGUAAGGGAAAGAUUUCACCUAAAAGACACACACACAGGCCACUAGAUGAAAUAGUUGAAGGCCACGCUGUCAACUUGACAUUCAACUCACCGCCCUAAACCCCACACGAGGGAAGACGAAGGGGGCUUUCUCCAUGUUCAUUGCAGUGCCCCCCAUGGUCUUGACGCUAUAACUGCCUAUAAGAAUAAUUUAGCUUCAUCAGCCAGUAGUGUGAGGAAGAUCAUCUGAUGAUGUGUUCAAGAUGCUCUCUUCACCCAUUUCUCAUUCGAGAUUGCUGAACAAGCUGUCAUAUGUGACUGGUUUUUAUGUGCUGAGUAUUGGAGAAUGUGUUCACAGCAUGACCAACACCUCAUCAACAGAUGUGGAAAAUUUGUACGUGUGGAAUCAAAAGCUGAAGAUGGCUUCGGUCUGUGUUCUUUAGCUCCUCCAAGCUUUUCUCAGCUAUCAUGUUUUGGAGCUAUGUCAGGAAGGUUUAACACUGCUGUAUACUACAAGAAGGGGCUUCAGAGAAACACCCCUGAUAUUUCCACAUCCAAAAUAUUAGCUGAAGUCGAACAUACUGGUGGUUGUGAUUCUGCCAUUUGCUCCAAAGCUCUUUCAGGGGAUGCGAUGGAACAAAAACUUCUUGAGUUUGAGGUUAAAAUUGACACGACUAGAUCUUCAAAUAGGUCCGUUGUAGAAUUCAAUGCAAAUCCCCUCUUCUCCAUGUCAGAAUCUUCUAAUGGAUGCCGUGAUGGGGACUAUUGCUUUUCAGAAGAACCUUCUAAAAGUGAUACACAAUGUUUAUUGAACCAAUGCCUACAUGAAUAUUGUUCAUCUUCAAAGUCAAAUUUGGAUCCUCAUUCAGCUUCCCUGAAAAAUGAUAUAGAUGAUGCUGGUGAGAGCUCCUCUUCUGUUGCACUUGACACUGAAGUACUGCAUGAUAAUAUGCCAGAAAGGGAUAUAUGCAUCUUAGUUCUCAAAAACCAUGGGCUGCUUGCAAGUGUUGGUAUUACAGAUGUUUUCACUUCUACCAGUAACUGCUGUCUGGUCCCCUGCAAAGUGUGUGGCUGUUCUGAUACUACACUAAAAAUGCUGAUUUGUGAUAAUUGCAAUGACACAUUCCAUCUCUCUUGCUGCAAUCCUCGUGUAAAGAAAGUACCAUAUGGUGAGUGGCUUUGCCUCCCUUGUUUGAGAAAGAAGAGAAAACUGCUGACUGAGAAUUCAAGCAGUAAAUCUGUAAAUGCUAGCAAUAAAGCUGGUGGCUGUAGCAACAUAUUGUCAAAAGGAGAAGCGAGACAUAUAAAUUCCAUGUUGAGAGAGACAGAACCGUAUCGCUCUUCUGCUCGGAUUGGCAUUCAGUUUCAAGCUGAAGUUCCUGACUGGAAUGGACCCGUUAAUGAUGAGGCUAGUCCUACCACUGAACUAGUUGAAAUGGAUCCUUCUACAAGCUCACAUGACAUCAGUGUUAAUAAGAGUUUUAGGGUUGGCUCUAUUGGGAAUUGGCUACAAUGCCAGGAGGUCAUAUUAGGUAUUGGGAAGGGUAUUGAUGGAACUGUUUGUGGUAAAUGGCGCAGGGCCCCUCUUUUUGAAGUUCAAACAGAUGAUUGGGAGUGCUUUCAAUCUGUUCUAUGGGAUCCAGCACAUGCUGAUUGUGCUGUUCCUCAGGAGCUAGAAACAGAGGAAGUUAUGAAACAACUAAAGUACAUAGAGAUGUUGAGACCACGGCUUGAUGCGAAGAGGCGCAAAUUGGAUUGCAACAAGCGUAGUGACUUGCAAAAUGGUACAGAGACUUGAAAAUCUUGUAGAGUUUGAACAUGCAGAACUUAGGAAGUUUUAACGUGCACAUAGAUAGUAAUGCCUUUUGAGCUGAACAAUCAAUCAUUAACCGCAUGAUGUUAACAGGUCAAAAUGAUAAUGGUCGCCCAUUUCUCUUGAUUUCAUAUUGGAUAUUCCAUCCUAUGUUAUACAUAGUAUUUUUUGUAUGUUUCACUUUUUUAGUUUG